ACUCUCAGCGGCCAGACGAACAUUUCAAUUGUGGCGAAUAGUUUGUGCUAAAACUACAAAACUCUCCCCCCUUAUAAGCGGAUCACAGUGUUAUACAAUAAGUCUCUGCCAAGUUUACAUAAGUUUUGUAACAAUCUAUCUGAACCAUCGACUGCGUCACUAACUGGAUUCUGCGCAAUUGAGCAAGCACUAAAUGGAAUAUUGUUCAUGUGUUCUUCCGGAAUAAAGAAAAAUAUAUAAUAUGAAAUUUUGUUCUGUGAGAUUCAAUUAUAAGUGAUAAUCGUGACAGGUGAACAUAUAUAGUUAUUUUUGUGAAGAGAUUUGAAGGUGUCGAACACAGAAGAAAAAAAAUCACUGUGACAGAAAGUAAAAAAAAAUUAUCAUUUUUUUCAUCACUGCCCAAACUGUGAACAUUGGAUGCCCUAUCGGUAUUACUGACUGCCUAGCCGAGAGGUAAUGAAAUGGUUGAACAGUGCAAGAAUCGCUCUACCCGUUGGAUAACCACUGCCUUGAUAAGCUCAAAAUAUCACGGUUGAACAAAAGUAUGCAAUUCUUGCAACCAAUCACGACAAAAUACGUAAAUAAUGAACAGCAGACAAAAUAGAAAAAAUACCAUGCGUAAAAAACAAAAACUACUGCCGGGGGCAUCCGACAUCGUCGUGAUUACAUUGAUAGCUAGGUUAGCGUUAGUAUUAGGCCAGACCACCUGUAACAACGGCCAGGGCCGGGUGUUGUACGAAAGACUGCCAAAUCAACAGUUGCAAGGAUUCGAUGACGAUGUCGUUCGAGAUUCGGCUCCGCCGUUCCGAGUGCUGGAGAAAUGUCAGGAUCUCUGUUUGCGAGAUCGUACGGCGUCCACCAAUUUGGGCCGUGCGUGUACGAGUUUCGACUUUCAGCCCGGAAGCAGAAUUGCUUCGUUCAGUGGAAGCGCAGAGUACGAGGAAUCUACGUGCUAUCUGACGCGAGAACAGGCCGCUCCCGAGGGGAUCGGAAAUCUCAUGCUGGUCCCGAACAGUGUCCACUUCACGGAAGUUUGUUUGACAUCAAGUCGACCCGAUCGUGAGUGUCCCAGUCGACGAUAUGUAUUCGAGAGACACCCGAGGAAAAAACUCAAACUGCCAGUCUCCGAUAUCAAAGAAGUUACAGCCGCAAAUCGCUCCGAUUGCGAGGAUAAGUGCCUCAACGAAUUCUCCUUCGUUUGUAGAUCGGCAAAUUAUGACUCAACGCUCCGAAGCUGCUCAAUGAGUCGUUUCACUCGACGCACACACCCCGAGUUGUUGGAGGAUGAUCCGAACUCGGAUUAUCUGGAAAACACAUGUUUGAAUGCCGAGCGGCGUUGUGAUGGACUGGUGGUCUACGUUAAGGAGGAGAACAAACGUCUGGGAGGUCCCUUCGAAGUGGAAAUUUUCAACAAUAUGACACUGGAGGAGUGUCAAUCGCUAUGUUUAAGGGCUGAAAAAUAUUUUUGUCGAUCGAUCGAAUUUGACGAUCAAACCAAACAGUGUAUCCUAUCGGAGGAAGACUCAGUCUCGCAGAAGGAUGAUCUCAGCAUCAGUUCCAGUCCCACACAUCAUUUCUAUGAUCUAGUGUGUUUGGACAAUCAGCGCGGGUCCGACUAUCCGGACAAUUCGGUAACAUCGCAUUUGUUCGCUAGCGGCAGACGUCCAGAUACCGCCUUUCAGAGGUAUCGUAACUCUAGAUUAGGUGGAGAGUUCCAUUCGGAAAUAACUGGUAGGUCGUUGAGUGAGUGUCUGGACGAGUGCCUUCGGCAGACCAGCUUCCAGUGCCGUUCGGCAGUUUACAGUGACCGCUUUCGAACCUGCCGGCUCAGUCGAUACAAUCAACGGGAUGGAAUGCGCAUCAUCUACGAUGCAGAUUAUGAUUACUAUGAAAACCUAAUGCCACAUUUAGUCGGCGGCGACACUGACACAACCAACGGAAGACCUGAUCCAACAGACUGGAGACCACCUUACGGCGAUCGCGACUCCGAUCGUCCUCCAAAUGACAGGAUGCCAGGGAGGUUUCCUCCAGGUGAUCGAUUCCCGCCAGGUGACCGCUUUCCUCCAGGUGACCGCUUCCCUCCAGGACCAAGACCCGAUUAUGGUGGUGAUCCUUUCCCUGGUAGCUAUCCACCGACGGAUAGGUACCCUGGACCGACUGAACGUUAUCCAAUGGGCCCUGUUACAGAUCGGUAUCCUCCCGAUUUUGAUAGUAGAUACCCACCAGUAUACGACAACAGAUUUCCAGGAAAUCGCUACGGGCCAACAGAUCGGUACCCGGAUCGUGAACCUGACAUGUUCCCUGGCCAUCCCAUGCGCUAUCCUCCUCCGCCUCCUCCAGAUUCUAGAUAUCCUCCCGAUUCCAGAUACCCUCCUACACCCGAUUCAAGAUACCCUUCUGACCCAAGGUAUCCCGUAGAUUCCAGAUACCCCACAGACACGCGCUACCCAUCCGAUCCUCGGUAUCCACCCGAUUCACGAUACCCACCUGACUCACGCUACCCAUCCGAUUCACGAUACCCACCUGCUGACUCUCGCUAUCCCCCUGUUCCAACUCCCGACUCGAGAUAUCCGCCACCGGUUCGACCAGAUUCGCGCUAUCCCAGCGGUCCUCCACCCGACUCUCGAUAUCCAUUGGCACCUACCGGCACACGCUAUCCCCCUGCCCAGUACAUGCCCCAUAUGUAUCCCGACUACCAACCGGGAUAUCCACCUCCACCGAGAACCCCUCCAAACCGUGGUUACACCACUGACCGCUAUCCACCACCAUUGAUACCGAUCGAAAACAAUCGUUAUCCAGCACCAGAAACACGAUAUCCCAUGGAACCCAUACCAGCACAGGGUCGGUAUCCGACCUCACCAAACGUGUCACCAUUCCACAAGUACAUGAAUCGUCGACCCGAAUACGACCCUUACAUGCCCUCCUACGGCCCCGAUCAUGGCUACGCCCCGUACUACCCACCGUCAGGCUCGGGACGCAUCCCACCCCCGAUGCCAGUGCCAGCGUUCCCAGAGCGCGAUCGAGGCUACCGACGGCCGGGAAUGCCGGACACCCCUAGCUAUCCGUUCGAGGUUCCCUACGGACCGUCCAGCUCCGGAUACGAUAACACCCUCGGUGGAGGCGACGGAUUUGGUGGCUUUGGUCCGCAGCGUCCGUACGAAACCCGCUGCGAUGGAUCGGACAGCUUCAAGCAGAUGGCUUCCAAGCGCAAGAUGCGAAAACAGUACAUCCGACGGGUCAUCAACGCACCCUCACUUGGCAUCUGCCAGCAGGAGUGUGUCUCGGCGCGGGACUUCAUGUGCCGUAGUUUCAACUACCGCGACUCGGCUCCCUACGAGACGGAGGGCAACUGCGAGAUGAGUGAUCGCGACUCGCGGGAUUUGGAUAUUCCCACCAGUCAGAUGUUCGAAUCGGACAGUUCGGAUUAUUACGAGCGAUCUGUCGGCCGAGCGGGUGGUCAGGACGAGUGCUUAGAUGUUGGACAAAUAUGUAACGAGGAUGGAAUGGAAUUCACGCUGAGAACGCCUGAGGGAUUUGUGGGUCGCAUCUAUGCGUACGGAUUCUAUGAUCGAUGUUUCUUCCGUGGAAAUGGAGGCACAGUCAACGUUCUGAGAAUAAGUGGCCCCCAGGGCUACCCCGAGUGUGGCACCCAAAGGUACGGAGAUACCAUGACCAACAUUAUCGUGGUGCAGUUCUCAGAUAAUGUGCAAACGGGUAGGGAUAAACGAUUCAAUUUGACGUGUAUGUUCCGCGGUCCUGGAGAGGCUGUGGUUACUUCCGGAUAUAUUGGAGCCGGAUCUGGCAGUCCAAUACCGAUCGAGUAUCUUCCGGCCGAGAAUUCAAUGAGCAACAAAGUACGGCUUAUGAUUCUCUACCAAGGACGACCCACGACGACGAUCGCCGUUGGCGAUCCGCUAACCUUCCGACUAGAGUCGCAAGAUGGCUACAGCCAUGCGACAGAUAUCUUUGCUACGAACGUUGUCGCUCGCGAUCCCUACUCGGGAAGAAGUGUUCAGUUGAUCGAUAAUUACGGGUGUCCGGUGGACAAUUUGGUUUUCCCAGAACUGGGAAGAUCGCGUGACAAUGACGCACUAGAGGCCAGGUUUAAUGCCUUCAAAAUACCGGAAUCAAACUUUUUGGUAUUUGAAGCAACCGUGCGAACUUGUCGUGGAGGUUGCCAGCCGGCUUACUGCCCAGGACCGAGCGGACGCUCGGAACCAUCGUUCGGAAGGCGGAAACGAUCUGUUUCUGAAGAGUCUACCGAGUUCGAUGGAACUGCAGAACCUUUGGUUGGAGAUAGCAUAGAAAAUGAUGAUGAAGUUGCUAUUGUCAAUGGUACUCUUAUGAACGAUAACAGGACUGAUAAAAAUAGCACAAACGCAGGAGACGAGACUAGCGCGAACGAUCUUGAUUCCAACGGCAAUGAGAUGCCGGAACAUGUACGGGAAAUGAUUGAGUCCCGUGCCCUUCAUACGCUACAGGUAUUCCAGUCACGCGAAGAAAUGCAGCAGGAUACAGUGGCUAGGAAGAUGGUAGCCCCACAGGAAGCCGUCUGUCUGACCAACUCGGAAUAUUACGGCCUGCUGAGCGCGCUUAUUCUGCUUAUGAUUCUGUUAGUUAGUAUCACAUUCGCAUCGGGGCUGGCCUAUCGACGCUACUGGAAAAUAUUUUUGAAAAAUCGAUCGCUAGAUCGAACAUCCCCAGUUAAUUCAUUCACACCUUCGGCUUUGCACAACGUUUCCGGGAGUCAGUUCCACGCAUCGGGUAGAGGUAAUUCAACCUCUUCACGAUGCGAUGCUCGGACGCCCGGAUUAUCCCUCUUUGGCACCGGACUGCAGAAAACCUUCGCCACGGGCAACUUAUCUCGGAUGUGUCAAAUUCCUGUGAUGAAUCCAAUGUCGAGAUCGAAUGGCUCCAAAAAUGAAUUUGAUGACCCCAGCGAACCGAUUUACACUGACCCGUCCCUCUUCGAACGCUCCAGAAUAUAAACCACUUUGAACCCCUUUUUCAGAUCACUGCGCAGCAUCGCUGUUGACCAAACAGACGCCCACAAUGUUUGAAAAUGAAAUGGAAAAAAUAUCUAGUGAUGUAAACAAAAAAAAACAGUAAUGACGAUGUCUCUGAUGAUAGUUUCUAGGCUAAUAUUUUAGAAGAAUAAACAGCAACAAUAAAACAUUAAUAAGACAAGUGAGAGGGGGCUCAUACAUAGAAAAACUGUGAUGGCUACGAUAAUAGCAAGGGACCAAAGAAAUUGGUUGAAUUGAAAAAUUUGCUCUGCCCAAUUUGUGAAUACACUUUCCGAUCGCCCCCAUGAAGGGCGAAAGGUCAAUUUUGAAACAGUUAGAAACCAAAGACAAGACAAGUUUGGUUUGACAUCUCUGGCGUGUGUGUGUCUGUACAAUCGUCGAAUCUCUUCUUAAUUUAUUCGCUAAAGUUUAAGUAAUUAGGGCGCAUCUAGUGGUAAGAUAAUCAUUUAGAGUUAUAAUGCUGAACAAUUUACACUAUGAGACCAUAACGUACGAAUCUAAUCUAAACAGUUAGCAGUAAUAGUAAUAUUUUUCGCCCGAUACACGGCUGAGAUAGAUGAGUGUUGAAGAAUAUAUUACUCGUAAGACAAUUAUAUCUAAUCAAAUUGAAUUUUUCCCAUAAGCGAUGGCAAUCACACGAUGCUUACUGUCGCGUGUCUGGGUGAUUAGGACUACUCUAAAAUAA
Toxorhynchites rutilus septentrionalis is the source of this 5712-nucleotide messenger RNA. RefSeq lists its product as uncharacterized. The coding region runs from base 585 to 4988 and encodes 1467 amino acids. The transcript has 17 exons. The record is from RefSeq and is a predicted model, not a curated record. NCBI's taxonomy places the organism in Eukaryota, Metazoa, Arthropoda, Insecta, Diptera, Culicidae.